AUGGGGUGCCCCCCGCAGGGUGACUUUGGCCUGGCCACCAAGGUGGAGUACGAUGGCGAGCGCAAGAAGACCCUGUGUGGGACCCCCAACUACAUUGCCCCAGAGGUGCUGGGCAAGAAGGGGCACAGCUUCGAGGUGGACAUCUGGUCCAUCGGCUGCAUCAUGUACACUCUGCUGGUAGGGAAACCACCUUUUGAAACCUCUUGUCUAAAAGAGACGUACAUCCGAAUCAAGAAGAACGAGUACACCAUUCCCAAGCACAUCAACCCUGUAGCUGCUAACCUGAUCCAGAAGAUGCUGAGGUCUGACCCAGCCACGCGCCCAACCAUCGACGAGUUGCUGAACGACGAGUUCUUCACGUCGGGGUACAUCCCCAGCCGCCUGCCCACCAGCUGCCUCACUGUAGCCCCCAGGUUCUCCAUUGCUCCCAGUGGACUCGAACUGAAUGGGCGGAAGCCACUGACUGCCCUCAACAAAGGACCAGACAGCCCUGCAGUAGAGAAGCUGUCUGAGAAGGAAGAUGCAGCUAGGCUGCAGGAGGUGGGAGAUUCUGUGGACUGUUACUUGGAUGACAUGCUGCAGCAGCUGGCUGCUGUCAACGCAGCCAAGCCCUCCGAGAGAGUGACAGUGAGACAAGAAGAAGCUGAAGACCCAGCCUGCAUCCCCAUCUUCUGGGUUAGCAAAUGGGUGGACUACUCUGAUAAAUAUGGUCUAGGUUACCAGCUGUGUGACAACAGUGUUGGGGUUCUCUUCAAUGACUCCACUCGCCUCAUCAUGUACAACGACGGGGACAGCUUGCAGUACAUCGAGCAGAACAGCACAGAGUCCUACUUCACUGUCAGGUCCUACCCCUCUGCCUUGAACAAGAAGAUAACACUAUUGAAGUAUUUCCGCAACUACAUGAGCGAGCACUUGCUGAAGGCAGGUGCCAACAUCACUCCACGGGAAGGAGAUGAGCUGGCUCGUCUGCCCUACCUCUGCAUGUGGUUCCGGACCCGCAGCGCCAUCAUCCUGCACCUCAGCAAUGGCACCGUGCAGAUCAACUUCUUCCAGGACCACACCAAGAUCAUCCUGUGUCCUCUCAUGGCUGCUGUCACGUACAUCGACGAGAAACGGGACUUCCGCACGUACAAGCUGAGCCUCAUCGAGGAGCACGGCUGCUGCAAGGAGCUGGCCAGCCGGCUCCGCUACGCUCGCACCAUGGUGGAGAAGCUCCUCAGCUCAAAGUCCAGCUCAGCCCGUGCGAAAAACUCUGCUUAG
Molecule: messenger RNA, 1260 nt
Organism: Chaetura pelagica (chimney swift)
Lineage: Eukaryota; Metazoa; Chordata; Aves; Apodiformes; Apodidae
Gene: PLK1
Product: polo-like kinase 1
Exons: 9
Coding region: 1-1260 (419 amino acids)
Biological process (GO): mitotic cell cycle; protein phosphorylation; regulation of cytokinesis
Cellular component (GO): centrosome; nucleus; cytoplasm
Molecular function (GO): protein binding; ATP binding; protein serine/threonine kinase activity
Source: RefSeq, a predicted model, not a curated record